AUGAUACAUCUUGCAGAUUGUUCAAUACAGCACCCAGGCUUUGGAUUGCGUGGCACUAGUUUGUCCACUGCGCCUCACCCUAGCUUAAAGCGUCGAUGGAUCUCAGAAGAAGGCUGCCACCAAAACAAACGCCAGGAUCGAGAACAGGUCACCGUUGUUUCUAGGCAAACCUUGGUCGUCGCUGAAAACCCUCUCGAUCACUCCCUCGCCCGUUGCGGGUUGAUCAACGAUCAUGCAGACCGUGUCCGAGAAUCACACCUAAGGCAGCAUCACCCUGGAAAUUCUCUUCCCGUCGCUCCCACAAAGCCGUCCUCCGGCCACCGCCCUUUAACAAUCCCCGCCACUCCGGGGCUUGAUGUUUCGCCAAUCGCUACAGCUUCACCUGGGGAAGAACGAGAGCCCGCUGGUCAUGGACCUGACCGAGAUAAGCCCAGCAUGCUAAACACGAUGGACGGUGCGUGUGAUAUGGACGAUGAUCCUACUCCCACCGCAUCCAGUCGAAACUCCAGUGUAGUUGAUCCCAAGGCACAAGCACCACGGCCAUCAGUCGUUCAUUUCUUAUCUGACGACCAUUUACAUUGGAGAGAAAGAGAGCCUGCUACUUUCGUCAAUCCGUUCACUCCUGAAGAAGCGUCGUCCAGAAAGACUUCCGCCUCUUCCGAAGCCACAGCCUACUUCCGGCCCAAUGCUUUUGCUGGUCAUCGAGACACGCUGGCAAGACUGCACAAAUUCACCAACAGGUACAGUGACGACGAAGAUCCUGCAGACAGUGAAACCGACUCAUUUUCAACCGCUCUUACCCGUCAGCCGUCUCUAUCUGGGAUGUCUAGACGAGCCAGCCAUGCGGGAGCAAAUCUGGACCUCUUCUAUCCCCAACGGGUUGUCGACACUGUGCUCCGCUAUGUGGCGUUUGAUGAUUACAAGGCUAUGCGACUAGUCUGCCGCCAAUGGCGUGCGAAUUUGCCUCAACCCAGAUUUCCUGGAGCGUACCUACUUCCGAGAGAGAUCCUGAGAGAAAUUUUCUCCUACUUGGCGCCCUGUGACUUUGACUCGGCCCGCCACACGUGUAAAGCCUGGUUCUUAGCCAGCUUGGAUCGCAAGGUCCUGGUUUCUAUGCUCAGAGCAAGUGGAUGCCAGGCUGCGUUGGCCACGGAUCUUGAGCGGGCGCGUGGGCACAUCGCUGCACAGAGGCGAAGCUGGGACAGCAGUCUUGGCCCAAUGCAGACCGACGGUGAAAAUUUCAUUGACAAAGAGUGGCUGUGUUCCAAAAGAUUGGCUACAGAAAGUCGACUGUCGCCCGACUGGCGAGGCUGUCUCCUGCCCGAUGGCUCUCCUAGACUUCCAAUCAUUGAGGAAGUCGACUUCUCGAAGAUCAUCACCUCCCGCGCUGUACCCACCAAGCCCAGGUUCACAGUGUCAGCAUGUGGCAGAUUUGUCCUUGUGGUCUCUGGAGGCGACAUAUCUGUCUACAGCUUGUGCGAUUCAGAGCAGUCGCUUGCCCCUGUGGUAAGGCUAGCCACGGGAAUUGAGGUGUUGAAGGUCAGCAUGGAUACUAGUUCGGAACGAUACUCGAUUGCCGCCCUCCUGGCAGGCCGCAUCGGCAUGCUGUGGGAUCUACACGGCAGCCAUAUGCAGACAAGGUAUCGCAACCCUUCCGGCGAGACGAUGAGCUUGAGAGUGCAGAAAGAUAUUCACAGUUCAGCCAUCUACCAGUCUUCAAGGCUGGCCAGUGUCAACCUUCCCAUUAAUUCACCUGAAACGCAUGCUGGAGGAGUGUCUGAUAUGAAUCUUGCGUUAACGGCGUUGGAUGAUCACACGUCCCCUCCUGGUGCUCUACCAAGCCCCCGAUUCUCGUAG
Messenger RNA from Fonsecaea multimorphosa CBS 102226, 1857 nucleotides. RefSeq lists its product as uncharacterized. The transcript has a single exon. The record is from RefSeq and is a predicted model, not a curated record. Bases 1 to 1857 code for a protein of 618 amino acids. NCBI's taxonomy places the organism in Eukaryota, Fungi, Ascomycota, Eurotiomycetes, Chaetothyriales, Herpotrichiellaceae. Gene Ontology annotation, molecular function: protein binding.